Anthostomella pinea is the source of this 1044-nucleotide messenger RNA. The record is from the annotation of a GenBank genome assembly. Lineage: Eukaryota; Fungi; Ascomycota; Sordariomycetes; Xylariales; Xylariaceae.
AUGGGGAGUUCUGCACAUUGUACGGGCGACUGCUCACGCGUCUUCCUUGCCAACACGCCCUCCCUCGGCGGAAAUGCCGCUCUGCUGGUCCUUUUCGCGAUUCUCAUCCCCAUCGCGUUCAUCUUGGGGAUCCGAUAUAAGAGCUCUAUCUUCGCGACUACCGUGACCACGGGGCUCGCGCUGGAGGUUGUGGGCUACAUCGGCCGGGUCUUGUUACACGGCAGCCCCAACGGCAGAGGCCCCUUCAUCGUCUAUCUUCUCGGAACCACUACCGGCCCAACAUGCAUCUGCGGCGCAAUGUUUCUCAUGAUGCCACGCAUUGUUGCGGUAUACGGUGAAGAGUUCCGCUCCUGGCGUCCCUUCUGGCAUCCGUUCCUCUUCUACGCUUUGACUACGGUGUCCCUUGUGCUGGAUUUGGUUGGAUCGAUCGUCUCUGGUAUCCAAGAUAAUUCGGACUUGAUCAAUAUCGGUAUCCAGGUACUUGUCGCAGGUCUGGCAAUUCAGCUGGCUGCCCUCGGUAUCUUCGUCUUCCAUGCAAUCUUUUUCGCAAUUGCUCUGCGCACACGGCGACACGGCCUUGAUCCCAAGUACGCUUCGGUAUACAAUAGCCGUCUAUUCAAGAUGUUUCUUGUUGCCUUCUCACUCGCGACCAUCCUGCUGGUGGUUCGCACGGCAUACCGAGUCGUCGAAAUCGCCGAGGGUUUCGAUAGCUCAAUCGCCCAAGAUGAGGUCCUCUUCCUGGUGCUCGACGGAGUCAUGGUUCUUAUCGCCACCCUGCUUCUACUGGGCUUCUUCCCAGCCCGCGCUUUCGGUCAGUCCUGGCUGCAGACGUCAAGCCGCAGGUUGUCUCAGACGCCCCCUCGACCGCUUCGACCGUCCCCGGCCCAGCUGCCGCCGUCCGCUCGCCCCAGUCCAACUUACAACAACCGGAUGAGCCUCAAGUCGUCUGUGUCCGGUCAAUCGCCGCGUUACUCACCCCGCAAGUCGAGUUACGCGCAACCUCCUCCGCAGAGGAACAUGGUUGAUAGUGAUGCUCUUUGGUAA